Molecule: messenger RNA, 3441 nt
Organism: Beta vulgaris subsp. vulgaris (sugar beet)
Lineage: Eukaryota; Viridiplantae; Streptophyta; Magnoliopsida; Caryophyllales; Amaranthaceae
Exons: 18
Coding region: 195-2873 (892 amino acids)
Biological process (GO): intracellular monoatomic cation homeostasis
Cellular component (GO): mitochondrial inner membrane
Source: RefSeq, a predicted model, not a curated record
UAAAGUAACACUACAAAUUGUGCUUCUUUAUUGCUAGUUGCUACAUGUCUAACGCUUCGCCACUCAGCCUGUUUUGGGGUUGAGCUUUGCUUUUUUUUCUUUUGAAUGCGCCAUCUAUUUGUUUAACAGCAAACUCAAACACACACACACAUACACACACACACAAUCAUCUUUUUGACUUCUUCACUCUCUUGAUGUCUCUGCUUCUUCCAAGCACUUCAGCUCAAUGGGUUGCUAACAGAUCAAGUAAAGUCCAAAGUUUGUACAGAGUGGUAGACUUGGAUCACACAAUAUCUGAAUGGCCUGUUUUGAGGAAGGCAUUUUUUCAGUGUACAGAGUUCGAUAAUAGACAGAAUAGUCAUAGUUAUAGGUAUUUAAGGGUUCGGAAGCAUAAUCUAUUUUCUUAUAAACCAAAAAGGGCUCGGAACAUGAUUCAAUUCGCAUCUUCUGAUGAUGGUGUGACCGUUAAUGGGGGCCCUGAAGCUAGCACGAGUACGGAUGUUGAGGCAAUGAGAAUUAGUCUAGAUCAAGCCCUAAAAAAUGAGGACUACAAUGAUGGGCUUGUCCAAUCUCUAUAUGAUGCAGCUAGAUUUUUUGAGCUAUCAAUUAAGGAGCAAAGUUCGUUGUCAAAAAUAUCAUGGUUUUCAGCAGCAUGGCUUGGUGUUGACAAAAAUGCAUGGGCAAAGACACUAUCAUAUCAGGCUUCCGUAUAUGCUUUGCUGCAAGCUGCUAAUGAGAUCUCAUCACGUGGGGAUGGAAGAGACAGGGAAAUAAGUGAUGCUGUUCAGAGAAGCUUGUUACGGCUUUCCGCUCCUUUGGAGAGUAUAAUCAGGGAGAAGUUAUCUGGCAAGCAGUCUGUACUUUUUGAUUUGUUUUGGUCUCAGAAAAUUCCAGUUGUGGUAGCAACGUUUGUCAAUCAUUUUGAGAGGGAUCCACGUUUUCGGGCUGCCACCCUGUCUGGCAACAGAACAGCACUGGGUUCAGGUAGUGCCAGUGAUAUAUCACUCGUUGUGCUGGCUUUGGUAUGUACAUCUGUGAUAAUAAAGCUUGGACCAGCCAAGAUUUCUUGUUCACAGUUCAACUCUAUGAUCCCUGAUGUAACUGGCGGUUUGAUGGAUGUGCUAGUUGGUAGUAUUUCUAUACAUGAAGCUUACCACGCAGUAAAGGAAAUUGGUCUACACCGAGAAUUCUUGGUGUAUUUUGGACCUCGAGCUGCAUCUUGCGGAGUAUCAGAUGAUUGCAUAACAGAUGAAAUGGUGUUUUGGGUGGACAUUGUGCAGAAGCAGCUACAAAGAGCUAUAAGUAGAGAAAAACUGUGGUCUAGACUCACUACAUCUGAAAGCAUCGAGGUUUUGGAGAGGGACCUAGCAGUAUUUGGAAUUUUUGUUGCUCUGGGCAGAAGUACAAAAUCUUUCCUAGCUGCCAAUGGAUUUGAUAAAAUUCCAGAGCCUAUUGAGGGCUUCAUCAGAUACCUUGUUGGGGGAUGUGUAUUGUAUUAUCCACAGCUCUCUUCGAUAAGUUCUUAUGAAUUGUAUGUGGAGGUUGUCUGUGAAGAGUUGGAUUGGCUUUCUUUCUAUCCAGGCUACAGUAACACAAUUAAAGGCCCCCCUGAACAUAAAAAAAAAUCUGAAUCUCCGCCAAAUUUAGAAGCUGUAUCACAAGCACUAGAUGUUUGCUCGCGUUGGAUCCGUAUCUUUAUUAAACACAGUAAGUGGGUGGAGAAUCCUUCAAAUGUGAAAGCAGCAUGGUUUCUUUCAAAAGGACUUCACAAGCUCGGGAUUUGCAUGGAGGAACUGGGAUUUCUAAAGGAUGAAUCUGUUUGGAGCAAGGCUAAGAAAUCUGCUGAGAGAGCUCAAGCUACUUCAACAAGCUUCAGUUCUAGGGAGGAUCCAGAUUCUUUUGACAAGGCACUAGAAUGUGUUGAAGAAGCAUUGGUGAAAUUAGAAAAAUUGAUCCAGGAGAUGCAUGUAUCCAGCUCUGGUACUGGGAAAGAGCAUCUAAAAGCUGCUUGCUCUGAUCUUGAAAAAAUAAGGAAACUUAAGAAAGAAGCGGAAUUUCUCGAGGCAUCUUUUAGAGCUAAGGCAGCUUCUCUCCAGGAGGAAAAUGAUGACAUCGAGUCGAUUUCCACUGGUGAGGGAAGCAGAUUUAUAAAAGGCAAAGAUGGUGCUCUUGUGCAGGACAAGAACAGUAAUCCUCGUGGUUUAUGGACCUUCCUGUUUCGCCCCUCAAUGAAGCAGCCUGAAUCUUCCAAGACUGCUGAUAUGACUGGCACUACAUCCUUUGGGUUAUCUGGCCUGUCAAGUGCAGAUACUGAAAAGUCAGGAUCUAAUGAAAUUCAUCGUUUUGAACUCUUGAGGAGUGAGCUUGUGGAGCUAGAAAAACGAGUUCAAAAGAGCACUACAGAGUCAGACAAUGAAGAGGAAAUUGAGUACGCGGAUGCAGUUAGAGGUACUGAACUUGUACCAGUGCAGAAGAAUGAGAGCUUAAUUGGAAAAUCGUUUGAAAAGCUGAAAGAGACAAGCACGGAUGUAUGGCAAGGCACUCAACUUCUAGCUAUUGAUGUUGCUGCUGCAUUGGGUCUCCUCAGAAGAGCAGUGAUAGGAGAUGAACUAACCGAAAAGGAAAAGAAGUAUCUUCGGAGAACCCUUACAGACAUGGCAUCAGUGGUUCCUAUUGGAGUUCUCAUGCUUCUUCCUGUGACUGCAGUCGGACAUGCAGCAAUGCUGGCAGCCAUCCAAAGAUACGUGCCAUCCUUGAUACCGUCCCCAUAUGGGUCAGAACGGCUGGAUCUAUUGAGGCAGCUCGAGAAAGUUAAACAGACCGAUACCAAGGAUUCAAACCUGGAGGAAAAUGCCUCCGAGGAAUUAACCUGAAGCUAAACCAAAUCAACACGAGCUUUCUGACUAUUGAUAUCAACCUUAGUUCCUCUUGGUUCUGAAAUCUUGUGCCAGGAGCUGAGAGUAAAGAAGUUGGUUCCAUGUGUCCGGAACUCCUGGAAGACACCAGUGACUGCAGUCUUCUACAAUCGGUUGUUGAGCAAGUCGUUCACGGUGGAUCGAAGGGUGGCCAUCCAUUCUAAAUUCAGACAAAUAUGUAAUAUUCAAAAACUCGACCUUCAUUCUAUCGGCUUCCAUAUCUUUGACCACAUCUAGAAUAUAUUGGUUGAACUGCGGGUCUGCCUGCAGCUUAUCUUUGCUUGUCUCAGGUCCCUGGCUAUCCCUACAAGUACCUCCUGCAUCCCAUGUUCCAUUUCUGCAAUCACAUACAUUCUUGUAAAUUCUAUUAAAAGAUAUCCUCACCUCUUUGUUUCAACCAUGAUAGCAUUGUCAAUAAUAAAGAUAAUAAUGCAAGAGUAUUUAGUCAUUGCCUGUAAUGAACUGGAGCAUAGCUUCGAAAGAUAAUGUGGCUUCUUUGUGGAUUUAAGUUCUGUUCUGCCCAUGA